Messenger RNA from Ciona intestinalis (vase tunicate), 4305 nucleotides. The record is from RefSeq and is a predicted model, not a curated record. NCBI's taxonomy places the organism in Eukaryota, Metazoa, Chordata, Ascidiacea, Phlebobranchia, Cionidae.
UGUUCUGAAAGUAGCGAUCAGCGCUUUUGGCUGCAAAACCCACUAAGCCGCGAAACAUGCAACUGUAAAGGAGUUUAUAGUGUUACAACGCAUAUCUAAAUAACUUCACACGCUGCAUGUGAACUGAAUUUAGAUUAUGUGGACAGGAUUAUACGUGUUUAGACGAAGUCUGUGGCUCCACCCACAGCUGCUCUGCAGUUGCGUAACAUCAGCCUUAGAUGUCGAAAUCCCGCUACACCAUAAGCGCAUAGCAGGCGCUGCAAUCCGAACUACAGCAUCUCGUACAGGCUUAGUGUUAGCUUUGGUCGUUGUGGUGAAGUUCUGAAUUCAUUAUGAAGCUCAGCACACCGAUAAACACCGAUCCAAUAAUGUCCCAGUUCGAUGAGCUGCGACCGCUGUUUUAUUACAACCAAGAAGAAGACCUACCGCCAUCGAGUCCCACCUAUGGCGCUUGUUUGAGCGAAGAAAUCUGGAAAAAGUUCGAGCUGCUGCCAACUCCACCACGAUCCCCCGAACACUUUGGCUCGUUGGACUCUGACCUCGAUCCCGAAUCUCUGGUGCCGGACACUGACUCUUAUUUUGCCGACAACACGCUCUCAAUGGUCAAGGAGAGCCUCGGCGAGAUACCGACCGAACAAGUAUUGCCGAGUGUCGAUUUAACCUCGAACUUUUCAAACAAGCCGGAGGCCCAGUCCAAUGAGAUUGAUGCCAGUUAUAAGCUCAUUAAGGACUGUAUGUGGAAUGGAAUCGGCCACAAGCCCCACUCCGAGGUUUCGAGGGUCGGACGCCCGCGCAACGUCUCCCCGGGAUCCCAGCGCUUCAACGCGGCGAAUGGAUGUGUCAACCCCCUAGCUGUAUUCACGGUCAAUUCAGCCACCGAGAAGAGACGAUUAAGUCCAACAUCAAACAUCAGUGCCAAGAGGCGAGCCGAACCAUUAGAAACAACCAGCGAUUCAGACGAGGAAAUAGACGUGGUUACCGUGGACAAGGCGAAUCACACCACCACCACGCUCGGCGUCGUUUCGCAAGGCCGCAAAUAUGUUGGCACGCUCGUGGCGAGGCAGAACGGCAAGCACAGGCAACUUGAACUAGUCACGACCGGCGUAAACCGGUUGCAGGAUCGCACACCAAUCAACGACGACCAGAUACGCGGAAGGACCAAGGCAAAACUUCAAAUCGGUCAGCAAGUUACUAGCAACGGGCAAAAGAAGACGGUAAUGAUCGUAAAAAACAGGAACGUAGUUUCCCUUACCAACAAAACCGGUACCCAGCAGCAGGUCAACGUUCAGUUAAAACGUCUCCCAGUGGUUAAUUCGACAACUGUUGCUGCAAGCGCAACUGCAACAAAACGCAGGUACAGCAGUCCGGGCGAGAAAACCAGCAAUGGCGUUCACCAAAUAAUGCGCAUGGCAACUCCGUCCGCUUUAAUGGGGAUCAACGAGAAUGGCAAAGAAAACGCUAACGUUACAGAUGUGGCGGCACCUGUUGGGCCCAAACGACGCUUUCUGUCCCUUGACGGUGUCUCGAUGGUAUCAAACACCGGCGUGAUGAGGCAUCGCAGUGAGCUCGCCAACAAAUUGAACGCAUUCGCCAAUUCCACCAACCCCAGCCUAGCCAACGACAUACCAGAGCUAAAGUCGCUCAAAACUGUACAGCCCAUCAAGACAGAGCGAAUCUACGCUCCAGUACCAAUUACUGAGAAGAAGAAAUAUGCCAAGAAGACAAAGGCGAAGAUCGUGCAGACCUUCGACUCUCCAGCCAGCAGUCCCGCUAGCUCAAACGGCGAUGCCCCGACUUCGCCCCAAAAAACAAGGACAGCAAGCAGUGAGACCACCAGCAGCAGCUCUGGGUCGGACGAAGAGCUCAUAAGAGUCGCCCACAAUGUCCUUGAACGUCAGAGACGUGAAGGUCUUCGUACAUCGUUCCACACGCUACGUAAAUGCGUCCCGGAGCUCGCCGAACAGGAGCGCACCCCGAAAGUUACAAUUCUAAAGAAAGCCCGUGACUACAGCUUCCAGCUUCAACAGGAGCACGCACAGCUUCAGAGCGAAAAGGCGCGUCUUCAGCAGCGUCAACUUGCGCUCCAACAGCGCCUGCGUUCUCUCGCAUCCGAGAUUUCCUCCGUGAAGACGAUCUCGAUCCCCGCCACAGUCAAAUGCGAGCGCGUGGUCGGCGUACCUGAAGUAGCGACUGUCACAUACGUCGUGCAAGACGUUACCGCCACCAACACCCAGGAAGAUAUGGAAGAUGACAGAACUUCUGUUUUUUACCAAAACAACGACUGCUACUCCGACUAUGAGGCAGAAAUCAGCGGCGAAGAAGCCUAUAUUGCGGAGGACCAUCUAAAAGAAACCUUUACGAACGUUUACUCAUUCUAAACCCCUGACUUCUUACACGUUAAGACCUACAAACUUACAAUUCCACUUUUCGCCGGAUAGACAUAGCGUUUUUUUUUCUUUUUAUUUUUUCAGAUUAUUUUACCAUCGGGCACUUUUCGUUCUAUCUACCGUUCGUUGUUUUUUCGUUAAAAUUAUCUUUUAUUAUUUCUGACUUGUCCGCGCGGCAACGACCGCAGCCUUUUAAGUUGUUUUAUGAAUUUUAAUUAUGAUUUCCUUCUGUUUUUUCGUUACCACCACGAAUCGAGUCAACCAGUAGUUGUGUUCCACGGACCGAAUUCGUUUUUUUUCGUUACUUUUUAUACCCACAUUCCACCCCAAAACAACCCCAGACCCGUAAAGUGUAAAUACUUCCCCGAAAUUGUAAUUUAACUUCAAAACAGCCGAUAAUGUCCGACCACUGCCAAACACCACAAAUCAUCGCUUUUCGUUUUUUCGUUGUUUGACCGCCCACGUUUUUGCCUUACUUCGCCAAUUGUAUGCAUUUGUAUAAAGCUGUAGCGUAGCAUCGUGAACAGUUUGACGUAGCGUUCACGCUAAGGGCCUACUACCAUAGAGCACUACGCUUUCCCCACUGCCAGUGUAACAUAGACUUCUAUUUUUCCUUUUCCAGUUGCUGCUAAACCAUAAAAACUUUUCAAACCAAGCGAACCGCUAACAAAAAAUUCAAAAUAUAAACAAAAACACAUAAAAACAUUUUCUAAUAUCCCAGUGCCAUGUCUGGUAAUCGUAAAUCAUAUCAGUAUUCUGUUGUCGCUCACUGUUAAACACGCAGCUUUCGCCCGUUCGUAUGUUACCAACAACCCAUGUCGUGCCUUAACCAAACCUACUUAUUCCCUAGCGGCGACUUGAGCCCACUUUCUUGGUAAAAUUCACCCAUUUUUUACACUAACCCCGAGGCCAUAUAACGCGAUCGUUGUCAGACGUAUCUACAUUAACCCGAAGUGUUGAACCCGCGGUUGAGAAAAACGCGCGGGCCGUGUUCGUUGAAUUAUAUAGGCGACAGUGCCGCCUCGAUCCCGCUUUCGCCUCACUGUCGUCUUCCCGAACCUCGGCCAUCGUGUUUCUUACCUCGACUCAUAUUACUGUGGUCUGUGAUUCCGAGCAACGCCGUUGCUGAAAAGCGCUUCGCGAGUUUAACCCCCAGCGGGUCGUUCUCGCCCGUUUCCCGGUACUUUACGUCGUAUAGAUAGCAAAAAAACGUCGCCACCCGCGAGUCGGAGUUCGCCCGACCCCGCUUUUUUUCUGUUUGAUUUUCAGUUUUAAUACCUUUACGUUCGAAGGAGUCUAUUUCCAAUACUUCCUGCUGCUAAAUAACUUGUGUAGAAAGAAGGGUAGACCGGAGCGUAUGUCGUCACCACAACGACGCGCGUCUCCGUUCAGGUACUCGCUACUAUGCUUACUUGUUUUUUUUUUGUGAAUAUACCCUUUGUAAUUUCCCCCUUGUAUUUUACGCGCGUAACUGUGUGUGUGUACAGAUAUCCCUAUUUAAUAGCAAAUUGCGUGUGCUGUGUGUUGAGUGCAUGCCCGCGUAACGGGGCGUCUUCGAAUCCUUCGUUAAACGCGUUUAUUUUAGCUGCUUCGUUUAGUUUGCGUUACUUGCAAAAAACUCCCUUUCGGUCGCGUACAAUCAUUCUAACACUGCGUGCUAUAACCCUAAAAAUCACCAAAACUGACCUUCUAAUUUGGCUGUAUAGUUAAACAAGCGCCUCCUAAUAUGUUCGCCUUUUUUUGUCCCAUGCAUGAGAACUCCAAAUUUUCCUUUUAACUCACACCCCACCGUAUGUUAUGCGUGCACGGGCUGCUUAUUCUCCUAAUUCUUUUUCGGUUCUUCAUUUAGUAUAUACAAAGCUAUAUGUCUCCUUUUGACCAUUCGUUUCAGCUUGUCAAUAAACGCGGGAGAAGGGAA